ACGUGUAAGUUUUCUAUUGGCUUGGGAAGUGGAACCAGAGAAAAUAUGAAGAGCGCUCUCCCUCCAUUGGAGUUUGCACUUGCAGCCAAAAAUGGCGGAAGAAGAACAACAAGAGAAGCAGUAUUGCCGUGGAAUCCAAGUCCGCGCCAUGCAAUUCACUUACGAUGUUCAACAACCACCGCUCUUCCUCGACUUCAACCUUAACGUCGCUCCCGGAUCGCGAUGCCUCCUCGUCGGUGCCAAUGGAUCCGGGAAAACGACUUUGCUGAAGAUUCUAGCGGGGAAGCAUAUGGUUGGAGGAACAGACGUCGUGCGUGUGUUGAACUGUUCUGCUUUUCAUGACACUAAACUCGUUUGUAGUGGAGAUCUCGCUUAUUUAGGGGAAUCCUGGAGCAAAAACGUUGGUUCUGCUGGAGAAAUUCCGCUCCAGGGUGACUUCUCUGCCGAACAUAUGAUUUUUGGAGUUGAGGGCGCUGAUCCUGAAAGGAGAGAUAAGUUGAUUGAGCUGCUUGAUAUAGACCUGCAGUGGCGAAUGCAUAAGGUAUCUGAUGGGCAGCGGCGUCGAGUGCAAAUCUGUCUUGGUCUUUUAUAUCCAUUUAAGGUUCUCUUGCUGGAUGAGGUUACUGUUGACCUGGACGUUGUUACUCGGAUGGAUUUAUUGGACUUCUUUAAGGAAGAAUGUGAGCAGAGAGAAGCUACAAUCGUAUAUGCAACUCAUAUUUUUGAUGGACUAGAGACAUGGGCAACUCAUUUGGCAUACAUACAAGACGGUGAACUGAGAAGAGCAGAAAAAAUAUCAGAUGUUAACGAGUUGAAGUCUUCAACUAAUCUGCUGUCAGUUGUUGAGUCCUGGCUUCGUGCUGAAACAAAGCUUGAGAAGAAAUCCCAUGUUCAAAAGACUUCCUUUGCUAGCUCUCCGUUCUUUUCAUCUAGACAAAUGGCAUACUAUCGAUAGUCUCUUUUGACACAAAAUUCUUGUGAAAAUAAUGUGAGAGAGACAAAUAUGAGUAAUUCAUUCUGUCUUGCUUGUGAAGUUAGUGGUAGUUUAUACUUUGUUAUUCUGUAGUAGCUAUACGUUUAAACAAGCAUGCAAAUGAAUCAUAGCCUUGUAAUUAGCAGGCCAUCAUGAAGUCAUUUGAGGCUGGCUUUGGCCAAUAACACGUAUUCGUUUGUUUGACUUGCGGUGACUAGACACUUUUG
This is a messenger RNA of Abrus precatorius (Indian licorice), 1200 nucleotides long. RefSeq names its product ABC transporter I family member 21-like. Gene Ontology annotation, molecular function: ATP hydrolysis activity; ATP binding. The transcript is spliced from 6 exons. The record is from RefSeq and is a predicted model, not a curated record. NCBI's taxonomy places the organism in Eukaryota, Viridiplantae, Streptophyta, Magnoliopsida, Fabales, Fabaceae. The coding region runs from base 92 to 955 and encodes 287 amino acids.